GCGGUCGACGUGCGGCGCUUCCGGAAAGAUGGCGGCGGCUGAGGCGACGGCGGAGCCGGCCGCGGCGGGCGAGGAGGAGGAGGAGGAGGACGACGACGACGAGGACGACGACGACGACGACGACGACGAGGAGGACUCGUCGUCGUGGCCGCCGUGCGCGGCGGUGUCCGAGGCCGGGGCGGAGGCGGGCGCGGGCCCGGGCCGGUCCCCGCCGUCGUGGUCCCCGCCGCCGUCGUCGCCGGAGCGGGCGGUGCGGCGGCUGCGCGCGGAGCGGCGGCGUCUGGACUCGGCGCUGCUGGCCCUCGCCUCGCACUUCGCGCAGGUGCAGUUCCGCCUGCGCCAGGUGGUGCGCGGGGCCCCGGACGACCAGCAGCGCCUCCUCCGAGAGCUCGAGGACUUCGCCUUCCGCGGCUGCCCGCACGUCCUCGGCCCCCCCGGGACCCCCGGGACCCCCGGGACCCCCGGCCUCGGGGCCCGGCGCCGCCUGCCCGCCCGGGACGCGAGUGAGCGGGAGAAACAGCAGCACUUGGAAGUCCAGAGGGAGAGGCAGCGGGAGCUCAUCGUGCAGCUCAAGACCCAGCUGGAUGACCUGGAGACCUUUGCCUACCAGGAGGGCAGCUACGACUCACUCCCCCAGUCCGUGGUGCUGGAGAGGCAGCGGGUGAUCAUCGAUGAGCUGGCCAAGAAGUUGGGGGUGAACCUGAGUGAGGACGUGGGCGUGUUCUCUCCGGAGGAGCUGCGGCAGCGCGUGGACGCCGCCGUGGCCCAGAUGGUCAAUCCCGCUCGUGUGAAGGAGCAGCUGCUGGGGCAGCUGAAGACCCAGAUCCGAGACCUCGAGAUGUUCAUCGCUUUCAUCCAAGACGCAGUUGGGAGUCCCUCGCAGACGGAGGAUGGGCGCUGUGAGUGCGGGACCGGCCCCGUGCCCGCCGGGGCCUCUUCCCGAACGGGGACCCGGCCGCGCCCGGGCAACGCCAAGGUGACCCCCGAAGAAGCCCGGAAGAUGCGAGCGACGGGGUUGCAGCUGCUGCGCCGGGCGCUGGCCGUGCUCCAGAUGUUCGCCGUCACUCAGCUGGGCUGCGCCACGGGCCACGUCCCCCACCCGCUCUGGCGACCCGGCCACGGGGACGGGGACUACGGGCCGCUGCUGCGCAGGCUGGAGGCCUCCGUGGACAGGGUACGGCAGCUAGCCCUGAGGCCCCCGCCGCCCCCGGGCCAAGCCCCCGGCGGCCUGCCGGACCUCUCCCCCGCCAGCAAGGACGAGCUGACCGUGGCCGUGCGCAGGGAGCUGACGGCGGCCGUGCGGGACCUGCUGGCCCACGGGCUGGGGGCCGCCACGGCCUCCCCCGGCAUGAGCCUGGUGCUGGCUCCCAUCGCCUGCCUGCUGCCCGUGCUCUCCUCGGCGGCCACCUCCCCACGUGCCAUGCACCCCUGGGAGCUCUUCGUCAAGUACUACGAGGCCAAGGACGGGCGGGCCUUCGCCGAGUCCCCGGCCCGCAAGCUCUCCCAGGCCUUCGCCCUGCCGGUGGGCGGGGGCGGCUCAGGGACCCCCGAGCAGGGCCUGUUGGCGGCCGUCCACCUGGUGCUGACGGAGCACGGCCCCUUCAAGCGCGGGGCCGACUCGGAGCUCAAGGCCCUGGUGUGCCUGGCCCUGAACGAGCAGCGCCUGGUCUCCUGGCUCAACCUGGUCUGCAAGUCGGGGGCCCUCGUCGAGCGCCACUACCAGCCCUGGAGCUACGUGGCCCACACGGGCUUCGAGGGCGCCCUCGCCCUGCUCAGCCGCCUCAGCGGCCUCCGCUUCAGCCUCCCCGUGGACCUGGCCGUCCGCCAGCUGAAGAACAUCAAGGACGCCUUCUGAGGGUGCCGUCCGGCCAGGCCCCGCACCCCCCUACCCCCCAGUGCCCUUCCCCUCUCCCCUCCCACCCCCUUCCCCGCCCUUCUCCUCCUCCGCCCCCGGCCCCCCGAGCCUGGGAUGGGUGGCGGGGACUGGGUGGCGGGACUGGGGCGUCCCCCGACCCCAGGCCUGCAGGGUCAGGAGUCUACCCUUAGCCUGCUCCUUGCUACACGGGACCGGCCACCUGGGCCCACCCGGGCCCUGCACUUGUUUGGAAGGCCCACGGGCUCCCCGUGGUGGGCCCCCAGGGGUGGACCGUGAGGCGGCGGGGGCCCGCCUGUGGGGACCCCGUGGCUGCAUGGGCGGAGCUGGAGCCGGAGACGUCCCCCGUCCCUUGCCUCACUGCCCCCAGAGUGCUUUGGGGCGGGGGGUUGGGCGGGCUGCUGUCGCCGCCUCACAUCUCCUCCCUGCCCUGACCCACGUCCACCGGUCCCCACUGGCCACCUAGCGCGGCCCCUUCCGGUCUCGGGAUGGGGCUGCCGAGCAAGGAGCCAGGCGGGUGCUCUCAUCCUGGCCGGCGCCACCAUCCGCCCCUUCCUUGGUCCCCGGCACCCAGUCCCCGCGCCCCUGCUGGCCAUGCUGCUGGUCUGGGUGGCCACCCCCGCCGGCCGCAACAGAGGAGUUUCUCCCGCACCCUCCACCGGGGGAAACCAGCGGCCCCCCACGGGGGAGCCCAGAGCCGAGGGGACUCCAGCUUCGGGGGCCCGUGAAGCGACACGGCGGUAGCCGGGGGGGCCCGAGCGCGGCCGGCCAAGGUGGAGUCUGCUUUCAGCUGCCCUUUCCGGAUCUCGGUCGGGGUCGGCUCCGGUUCCGAACCCGCCUCGCUCCGGUUCCCAAUAAAGCCAGCAUUUACGGGAA
This is a messenger RNA of Ornithorhynchus anatinus (platypus), 2749 nucleotides long. It is a transcript of the gene RUNDC1, whose product is annotated as RUN domain containing 1. NCBI's taxonomy places the organism in Eukaryota, Metazoa, Chordata, Mammalia, Monotremata, Ornithorhynchidae. The record is from RefSeq and is a predicted model, not a curated record. The transcript is spliced from 5 exons. The coding region runs from base 29 to 1855 and encodes 608 amino acids.